UAUCUCCCAUUUCUUCUUUGAAUGCCUUCGGAUUUGGAUGUUUUUGCCACUUCAGUCAUCGUGUCUUGGCAUUUUUAUAUCUUGCGUCUUAUAAUAUUUUGAUCUACGUUAUUAGUUAUAUCAUCACCAGUGAAGGAGACGAAGCUAAAUAAGAGAGAAAGAAGCUCAGAAAGAAGAUUUCCCCUUUGGGACGCAUUGAUGCAGUGAAUGUGCGUGCUACGCAUGGUAGUAAGUGGCUCCAAUAUUUCCACGUGUUUCUUAAAUCUCCGAGACUCUUCAAGAGAUAUGUGCUCGCCUAAUACUCGAGUUCAUAUGAAUUUGUGUCGUAUUAAAAAAAAAAAGAUCAACGAUUCGUUAAACAUGAGUCAUACGAAGUUCGAUAUUUUCGUGGGUACAACAUCUGGCAUCAUUAAAGGAUUGAAGAUCGGACGAGUAAAGAAAGAGAAUAAAAUAAAAAAUUUGCAGAAUGUAUCCCUUAUUACAGAAACUGAUAAAGUGACUAGGAUGGCAUGGGGCGACAAUGAACAAAAGAUUUUGGUCGCAUGCAGUGGUUACAAAGAUAACAAAGUAAAGAUCUUUGAUACAGAGAGUGCAGUACUCAAAGAUUGGUUUUCUUGUAACAUAGGCACAGGUGCUAUCAGUGGAGUAUCACAAUAUGGCAGUUCUAUUUUGACAUCGGCCAAAACCGGGGAGGUAUGCUUGUGGACUGAGGGAAAAGGAGAGCAAUUGAUAAAAACCGAACGUAAGUUGAACAGAAUGUGCCACUCGCGUGAGCACACCAACUUGAUAGCAACCGGGGGAGAAGAAAAUAAUAAGUUGAGAGUGUUCGAUCUAGAGAUGCAAAAACCGAUAUUCUCUGCAAAGGAUCUUCCACACGACUGGCUGUGCUUAUCCAGAAAUAUUUCAAUAUCAGAUAUUAAUUUCUUGCCAGGAAACCUAAUAGUCACAGUCGGUAAAAAUGGAAAUAUACAUCUGUAUGAUCCACGUCGCCAAAGACGUCCUACAAUUGAUAUGACGGUACGAGAUGAAGCUUGGACUUGCUUGGAUAUCACGCCGAAAGAAAAACACAUCAUAGUGGGCUCAACUAAAGGCAAGCUGAAUCUCGUCGAUUUAAGACAGCCAGGCACCAUGCUAAACACGUACAAAGGAUUUAUCGGUGGUGUAACCGGAGUAGCUUGUAGUAAAACAAAUCCAUACGUCGCCAGCGUCAGCCUCGACAGAUAUCUGCGGAUACACCAUAUCCAUACAAAAGAAUGUCUCAAAUCCAUUUAUUUAACAUCAAAAUUAUCGUCUUUAGUAAUGAAAUCAGAUAUCUGUAUAGAAAUAGGAUACGAAGAUGGUACAGAAAAUUAACCCUCAACUAUAGCAAUAGGUCAUUUAAAUCCGAAGCAAGCAGUUUUGUAUAAUCUAUACAAUCUGAACAAACGAUUGAUACUAAUUAUUGAUACGAUUGAUAUUCUAAAUUGUAAAAAAGCUUUGAAUCUUCCUUUGUCAAUCGCUAAAUAAAGCGAAGGUUCACUUGUUUACUUUAAAUAGGGUGCUUCAGAACUUAUAAGAAAUCCAUGGAAGGAAUGUUUUCCUCUGAUUUUAAUGAACUUGAAUAUGUUGUGUUCUAGAAAAAAAUAAGGAACAUAUUUUUUUUUAAACAGCCCAAUCGCAUUUUUACGAGA
Messenger RNA from Atta colombica, 1670 nucleotides. Its product is annotated as WD repeat-containing protein 74. Gene Ontology annotation, molecular function: protein binding. The record is from RefSeq and is a predicted model, not a curated record. Bases 208 to 1353 code for a protein of 381 amino acids. Gene Ontology annotation, cellular component: preribosome, large subunit precursor; nucleolus. NCBI's taxonomy places the organism in Eukaryota, Metazoa, Arthropoda, Insecta, Hymenoptera, Formicidae. The transcript has 7 exons. Gene Ontology annotation, biological process: ribosomal large subunit biogenesis.